CAGCAGGUCAAUGAAUUGACAGAGCACAGGACUCAGGCAGCUGUGAGCCUGGGGAAGUGAGUGCAGAGGAUCUGCAGCUGCAUUUUUGCACUAAGGCUACAGCAAUCCAGAGGUAAUAAGGCAUAUAUUUCCCAUCAUCAAGCCUCUACUGGACAUAUGCUGACCCACUAUAGGGGAUAGAACUAGGAUUCCUUAUCUGACGGUGACUGGGAAGACACUGUAAGCAACACUACAAGAUGGAAAUACAGUACGUAUGCGGAAGCCAUUAGCACUGUAAUUGCUGUCUGUCACUAUGACAACCAGCCGCUGCAGUCACCUGCCUGAGGUCUUACCAGACUGCACAAGCACAGCCCCCUCUGGAAAGACAGUAGAAGAUUGUAGCUGCCUUGUGAAUGGACAGCCACAGUAUGUCAUGCAAGUUUCAGCAAAGGACGGUCAGUUGUUGUCUACAGUCGUACGAACUCUGACCACCCAGAGCACCUUCAAUGACCGUCCAAUGUGCAGGAUAUGCCAUGAAGGGAGCAACCAGGAAGAUCUCCUCUCACCAUGUGAAUGUACAGGAACGUUAGGGACAAUACACCGCAGCUGCCUGGAGCACUGGCUGUCAUCUUCUAACACCAGCUUCUGUGAACUGUGUCACUACAGGUUUUCUGUGGAACGGAAGCCAAGACCAUUAGUGGAGUGGCUGCGGAACCCAGGCCCCCAGCAUGAGAAGAGGACUCUCUUUGGAGACAUGGUGUGUUUCUUGUUCAUAACGCCGCUCGCCACUAUCUCUGGCUGGCUGUGCCUUCGGGGAGCAGUGGAUCAUCUGCACUUCAGCAGCAGGCUGGAAGCCGUAGGGCUUAUUGCUCUCACUGUUGCACUCUUUACCAUUUACCUCUUUUGGACACUGGUGUCAUUCAGAUACCACUGUAGAUUAUACAACGAAUGGCGCCGGACCAAUCAAAGAGUUCUUCUUGUGAUCCCUAAAUCAGCCAAUCUACCUUCCAACCAACAGUCUUUGCUGGGUCUACAUUCACUCAAAAGGAACUCAAAAGAAACAAUUGUGUGAAAAGAAUAUGAAUGGGACAUUUCCUGCAGCAUCAUGCACUGUAACUUUCUCUUGCAUCUGCCAUUCAGACUUAAGUCAACGACUGUUGAAAACAUCAAGAAUAUGGAAUCCUCAUUUCCUGGAGCACCAAAGCCCAGUUUUAGUUUAUCAUGAAUGCUGCGAUUAUGUAUAUGCUAAGUUGCCAAACCUUGUUCAUUUAGUCUAAAACAUUUUGUAUAAUAUAUAUAUAUACUGUAUAUAUAUAUAUAUAUAUAUAUAUAUAUAUAUAUAUAAAUCAUACCAUGUAAAAUGCUUUGUGUUCUCUUUUCUUGGUAUCUGACGUUAGAAGAUCCUGCAAUGUAAAACAUUGCAGUUCUUGAAGGAUUAGUAGAAUUUAGCACAAACAUUUUUGUUCAUUCAUGUACAUUCUAUGACAAUAUGCAGACAUUUUGAGUGUUUUUUUUUCUUCUUGUUUUUAGGACAUUUUGUAUAAAACCUUUAUAGUUUCUAAACUAUUUUUAAUGGCAUAAGGUUUUUUUUUCAAACCUUGUAUUUAAAGGAAAUUUAUCUAUGUACUGAGUGGGUAUUACUCAUAAAAUUCAGAAUUUAACAGUUACAAUACAGCAUAAACCAUUUCAGACCUUGUGUGCUAUUCUUUUUGACUACAUUGUAGGAGAAUUGCAUUUUAUCUAAUUAUUCUAAUUCAUAGUCUGGAAAUUAAAAAUGAAAGGAAGGCAUUAAUUAUAGUAAUUUCCACACUGUUGGGAUAUCUGAGAUCUAGAUUCAGUGCAGAAAAUACUACAUGCAUUGGAAAAUGAAUAAACUUAGUAUCUGCAAAUAUCAAACCUUUUGGAUUAAUAUUUCAAGUAUACAACUGAUAUUAUGGAUUCAAAUAUUAUUGUUCAUUAUUUAAGUAUUAAAUACUCCACAAAAA
Bombina bombina (fire-bellied toad) is the source of this 1964-nucleotide messenger RNA. It is a transcript of the gene MARCHF3, whose product is annotated as membrane associated ring-CH-type finger 3. The transcript has 6 exons. Gene Ontology annotation, molecular function: ubiquitin-protein transferase activity; zinc ion binding. Gene Ontology annotation, biological process: protein ubiquitination. NCBI's taxonomy places the organism in Eukaryota, Metazoa, Chordata, Amphibia, Anura, Bombinatoridae. Bases 293 to 1051 code for a protein of 252 amino acids. The record is from RefSeq and is a predicted model, not a curated record.